Molecule: messenger RNA, 741 nt
Organism: Tetrahymena thermophila SB210
Lineage: Eukaryota; Ciliophora; Oligohymenophorea; Hymenostomatida; Tetrahymenidae
Exons: 4
Source: RefSeq, a predicted model, not a curated record
AUGAUAUACAUAUCAAAAAAUAUUUGUUAUUAAGCAAUUAAAGGGAGAGCUAACUCUCGUUUACUCAAUUUCUAACGUUUGAGUACAUUUAAUAUUUCAAAUUAUAACUUCAAUUCUAGUUAAAAACCUUAAAAUCAACACGAUAACUCAAAUGAGGAAAGUAUGGUGAUAAUAGUAGAAAAUAAACAUCACUAAAAAUUGUAAAGUGAAUACUUAAAGCAGAUAGAUUAUGUUUAAAAGCAUAAAUUCUUAGACAAUAAUUUUUAUCCUCUUCUUUCUAUCGCAACUGGAUUAUCUCUUGGUUCUCUAUAUGAAAAUUUAUAUUUAUUUUCAUUAGCGAUUCCAGGUUUUUACUAUCUUAACAAAUCAGAGAAGAUUCUACUUAAAAUAAACAAUAAAUUCAAGUAGAGAAUAUCAAACUAUGACGAACUUUACAAAUAAUUUAACAUAAUGCUCAUUAAUAAAAUGUGCAGUCAUACGAGAAUUUCGAAAUAUUUCACCUAAGAGACUUUAUGCUUGAAAGAUCCUUUGCUAUAAAAAUUAAAAGUAAACAGAAAAACCAUCUACAAAUAUGAAGUUUCUUUCUUUGAUUUAAAGAGUGGAGCAUUGGGAGAUAUAAAAACUGAAAUAGAAUUUUAAAACGACAAAUUUGCCUCUAAAUAAAUCGAAAUAUCCUUGGAUCAUCCAGAAAAAUUUAGUGCCAUAAUAGAAGAUCCUGAGCAUACAAUUAAUAUUUUGUGA